Molecule: messenger RNA, 1723 nt
Organism: Lotus japonicus
Lineage: Eukaryota; Viridiplantae; Streptophyta; Magnoliopsida; Fabales; Fabaceae
Product: CBL-interacting serine/threonine-protein kinase 9
Exons: 15
Coding region: 81-1397 (438 amino acids)
Biological process (GO): protein phosphorylation; signal transduction
Molecular function (GO): ATP binding; protein kinase activity
Source: RefSeq, a predicted model, not a curated record
CAUUCGUCACCGUCACCUUCAUCUUCCGUUUCCAAACCCAAUUCAAUUCAUUCAUCAACAGCAACAACGGUGGUUGCAGAAUGAGCAGCGCCGCGAAGGCACCGAGAGCUCGAACCAGAGUGGGGAAAUACGAGCUGGGGAAAACCAUUGGCGAAGGAAGCUUUGCGAAGGUCAAGUUCGCCAAGAACGUGCAAACUGGUGCCCAUGUUGCCAUCAAAAUCCUCGACCGCAACCAUGUCCUCCGCCACAACAUGAUGGAACAGCUGAAGAAAGAAAUCUCAACGAUGAAGCUGAUCAAUCAUCCAAACGUUAUCAAAAUAUUUGAGGUGAUGGCAAGCAAAACGAAGAUUUACAUUGUAUUGGAGUUGAUCAAAGGGGGAGAACUAUUUGACAAAAUAGCUAGACAUGGAAGACUUAAAGAGGAUGAAGCAAGAAGUAAUUUCCAACAACUAAUCAAUGCAGUUGAUUACUGCCAUAGUAGAGGCGUGUAUCACCGCGACCUGAAGCCUGAGAAUCUUCUUCUGGACUCUAGUGGUGUUCUUAAAGUUUCAGAUUUUGGACUGAGUACGUAUUCACAGCAGGAGAAUGAACUCCUCCGCACUGCUUGUGGAACUCCAAAUUAUGUUGCUCCUGAGGUUCUUAAUGAUAGAGGUUAUGUUGGUUCUACAUCUGAUAUCUGGUCCUGUGGAGUCAUUCUCUUUGUACUUAUGGCUGGUUACUUGCCGUUUGAUGAGCCAAAUCAUGUGGCACUGUACAGAAAAAUUAGCAGGGCUGAAUUCACAUGUCCAUCUUGGUUUUCGCCUGAGGCUAAGAAGCUGCUGAAGUCUAUUCUUGACCCAAACCCUCUAACUAGGAUAAAAAUUCCUGAAAUCCUAGAAGAUGAAUGGUUCAAAAAAGGAUACAAGCCACCAUCUUUUAAAGAGGAAGAGGAUAUCAAUGUAGAUGAUGUAGCUGCUGCUUUCAAUGAUUCUAAGGAAAAUCUUGUGACAGAGAGGAAAGAGAAACCCGAAUCGAUGAAUGCUUUUGAGCUCAUUUCAAGAUCGCAAAGCUUCAAUCUUGACAGUUUGUUUGAGAAGCAGAUAGCACAGGGGGUUGUAAAGCGCGAAACACAUUUCACAUCUCAGCGACCUGCAAAUGAAAUUAUGUGUAAAAUUGAGGAAGCUGUCAAGCCUUUGGGAUUUAAUGUUCACAAGAGAAAUUAUAAGAUGAAGCUGCAAGGUGAUAAGAGUGGAAGGAAGGGUCACCUUUCAGUGGCCACUGAGGUUUUCGAAGUGGCUCCCUCCUUGCACAUGGUGGAGCUGCGAAAGACCGGGGGUGACACACUCGAGUUUCACAAGUUCUACAAAAACUUUUCAUCAGGGUUGCAAGACAUAGUGUGGCAUCCUCAAGAAAAAUAAUGAAGAAUUUUAGGUGGUAAAGCUAUUGUUCUGGUUCAUGGAAGACAUCAUGCUUGGCUAAAGCUGGUGCAUGUAUUAGUUGGGAGAGUUUGGUUUAAUUUCUGAUAGAAGGAAAAGAAUAGAUCCUAUGGAACAUAGGCAUAUAUUUCUUUCUACUUAGAAGUUAGAAUAUGUACUCAAAAUAUUUUAUGAGCUUAAUUCAUUUCAUCUCCUUUCUCAUAUAAUUUCAUUAUAUGCAACCCUGGACACCCAGAUCCUCUGCUGCCUCUUCAACAUAAAAAAGAUCAACUAAUUAAUUUGAUAAGUAAUUUUUUUAUUGAGGUUAA